This is a messenger RNA of Symsagittifera roscoffensis, 1197 nucleotides long. RefSeq lists its product as uncharacterized. The coding region runs from base 1 to 1197 and encodes 398 amino acids. Lineage: Eukaryota; Metazoa; Xenacoelomorpha; Acoela; Convolutidae. The transcript has a single exon. The record is from RefSeq and is a predicted model, not a curated record.
AUGCAACUCUAUGAGAAAUCGCUUACUACCGACCUGGAAAAUAACUACGUCAAGCCCGUUACUUUCCAAUACCCACAACCUGAAUUACUUUGGUACCUCCCACAUCACCCUGUAACUAAUCCAAACAAGCCCGGAAAGGUACGCAGAGUGGCCAACGCCGCCUCAACGUACAAAGGCGUCUCGCUGAACUCUUGCCUCGAAACUGGACCUGACCUCCUGAACAACAUGUUUGGACUUCUACUUCGAUUCCGGGAAAAACCUGUGGCUGUAUCAGCGGAUAAUGAAGGUAUGUUUAUGCAAAUAGGUAUUAAAGAUGAAGAUCAAAAUGCGCUUCGCUUCCUUUGGCCUACUAAAAAUGGUAUCAAACAAAACCAAUACACGCGACUUAUCUUUGGUGCAAAAUGCUCACCAUCCAUUGCCAUCUUUGCGCUUCAUCAAACAGCUGCCGUUUACUGCAUAACCAAACCCAGUAUUGCUCAACUGCUUCACAAAAGCUUUUACAUGGACGACUUCGUUCACUCGUUCAACACGACACACGAGGCUAGAGACUCUACUACGCAACUAAAAUCCUCCCUAAGACAGGGGGGAUUCAACCUAACUAAGUUCGUAUCUAACACUAAUGACGCGAUCUACUCCAUUGAUGGAGGCGAAGUUUCUACUAAUGCUACAGUGCAUCGUGUUCUGGGUGUCAAAUGGGACACAACUGACGAUACGAUGUUCGUGCAACCAACAACCAAGCUAAAUAAUACUACAUCAUCUACACUCCGAACAGUUCUCUCUACAGUAGCAAGGGUUUUCGACCCCUUAGGCAUCCUAGCGGCGUUUGUCAUAAAACUCAAAAUUCUUCUGCAAAACUUGUGGAAGUCUGGUAUCUCUUGGGACGAAACUGUGCCCAGUGACUUUGUUCCGAUAAUUGACAAAUGGGUUGACCAAUGCAAACAAGUACCCCCUGUUAGACUGCCGCGCUUACUUGGUCCACAGCUGUCACCUAGUGAUAUACAGCUUCAUAUUUUCUGCGACGCGUCGCAAGACGCAAUGGCUACGUGCAUCUACUUCCGAACUGCUUGUAGCUCUGGCAUACACGCUACUUUCUUGAUUGGCAGAACAAAGGUAGCACCACUGAAUCAAGAGAGCAUUCCUAAACUGGAAUUACAAGCCGGCCCUUAUGGGUGCUCGGCUAUGCAAGUUCGCUACUGA